GCAGGGAGGGGCAGCCAGUCCUUUCUCUCCCAGGCUCUGCCAAGUGCCCCCAUUGCAGAAGUGCUCACGUCUGUCUGGUGUGUUUGGAAAGGAGGACAGGAGAGAUGGCACAGGAUGCUGAAGGGGGCGAGGAUGUGCCCCAGGUGCCGAAGGAAGAGGAGAAGGAGAGGAAGAACAGGAGGCGAAGAAAGAGGAAGAAGGAGAGCAAGACACGGACUGUGCGCUCUAACCUGCUGCUACCUGGGCCUGAGGCGGAGAAGCCCCAAAGGAGCCCCCUGGCCAACAAUCGCCUCAAGACCACCAAGUACACGGCUCUGUCCUUCCUGCCCAAGAACCUCUUUGAACAGUUUCACCGCCUGGCCAAUGUCUACUUCGUCUUCAUUGCGCUGCUCAACUUUGUGCCGGCGGUGAAUGCCUUCCAGCCUGAGCUGGCCUUGGCCCCUGUGCUCUUCAUCCUGGCUGUCACUGCCAUCAAGGACUUGUGGGAGGAUUACAGCCGCUACCGCUCUGACAAUGAGAUUAACCACAUGGAGUGUCUGGUCUACUGCAGGAAUGAAAAGAAAUAUAUGAACAGAUAUUGGAAAGAAGUAGAAGUUGGCGACUUUGUUCAGCUUCGUUGUAAUGAAAUCAUACCUGCUGACAUAUUGCUGCUCUCUUCAAGUGACCCUGAUGGGCUGUGUCAUAUAGAAACUGCUAACCUGGAUGGGGAGACCAAUUUAAAACAAAGACAGAUAGUGAGGAGAUUCUUAGAGUUGGACUCUGAAUUUGACCCCUUGAAGUUCACCAGUGUCAUUGAAUGUGAGAAGCCAAACAAUGACUUAAGUAGGUUUCGAGGUUACAUUGUACAUAAAAGUGGGAAAAGGGAUGGACUAUAUAAAGAAAACCUUUUGUUGCGUGGAUGUACUGUUAGGAACACAGAAGAGGUUACAGGGAUAGUAAUCUAUGCAGGGCACGAGACCAAAGCUUUGUUAAAUAACAGUGGACCACGUUACAAGCGCAGUAAGCUUGAAAGACAGAUGAAUAUUGAUGUCCUUUGGUGUGUCCUCAUACUUAUAGUCAUGUGUCUAUUUUCAGCCAUUGGUCAUGGCCUAUGGGUGUGGCAAUAUGGUGAGAAGAAACCAGUUUUCGAUGUUCCCGGGCUUGAUGGCAACUAUUUAUCCCCAGUUCUAGCUGCAGUAUAUUUAUUUUUGACAAUGAUAAUAGUUUUUCAGGUUCUGAUUCCGAUUUCUUUGUAUGUAUCCAUUGAAAUAGUUAAAGCAUGCCAGGUGUUCUUCAUUCAUCAAGACAAGGAUUUAUAUGAUGAAGAGACAGACUCUCAGCUACAGUGUCGAGCUUUAAACAUCACAGAAGACUUAGGGCAGAUGCAAUAUAUAUUCUCAGACAAGACUGGUACUCUUACUGAAAAUAAGAUGGUUUUCCGAAGAUGCACUGUUUCUGGAAUAGAGUAUUCCCACGAUGCUAAUGCCAGACGUUUAGCCAUGUACCAGGAAGCUGAUUCUGAGGAGGAAGAAACAGCAGCUAAAGGAGGAACGUUAUCCCAGCGGAACAGUGUCAGCAGUCAUCAGAGCAUUAAGGUUGUCCACAGAAGCCUGAGUAUGAAAUCCCACCGACGCACCGGCAGCAGGGCUGAAGCAAAAAGAGCAAGCAUUCUCUCCAAGCACACUGCGUUCAGCAGCCCAAUGGAAAAAGACAUCACUCCAGAUCCUAAUUUGUUAGAUAAAGUAAACGAAUGUGCAAGGAGUCUUGAGGUUAUGAGAAGCCAUGAACAGCCAUUAUCCCAGCUCACCCCUGAACUUUCUGACAUCUUUGACUUUUUUAUAGCAUUGACUAUUUGCAAUACAGUUGUUGUUACCUCUCCAGAUCAGCCACGGCAAAAGGUUAGAGUUAGAUUUGAACUGAAGUCGCCGGUAAAGACCAUAGAAGACUUCAUUCGAAGAUUCACUCCCAGCCGUCUGACCUCUGGAUCUAACAGCAGCAGUUCAUCAAGCCUGACUACCAGUAAAUCAAUGCCCAGACUCGGUUCUAGUAUUCUUUCAUCUACAUCCACUGAGAGCACUUUAUUAAAACUGGAAGAGAAGUUGGCGCACUCUCCGCAGAUGAAUAACAAUGGAUAUAGCUCACAGCAGGAAAGAAGGGCUAUAGGAAGUAGACCGGAAGGAGGAGAACUCCGUUAUGAGGCAGAGAGUCCAGAUGAAGCUGCGCUUGUCUAUGCAGCUCGGGCAUAUAACUGUGCUCUGGUUGGAAGACUGUCUGACCAGGUAUCAGUAGAGCUACCUCAUCUAGGAAGGUUAACCUUUGAACUCUUGCACACACUGGGCUUCGAUUCCAUCAGAAAAAGAAUGUCAGUGGUGGUUAGGCAUCCCCUUACAGAUGAAAUAAAUGUUUACACCAAAGGAGCAGAUUCAGUUAUUAUGGAUCUUCUUCUGCCCUGUUCUUCAGUUGACCCUAGAGGCAAUCAUCAAAAAAAAAUCCAAAGCAAAACUCAGAAUUACCUUAAUCUGUAUGCUGUAGAUGGGCUGCGGACCUUGUGUAUUGCCAAGAGAGUUCUAAGCAAAGAAGAAUAUGCUAGUUGGUUAAAAAGUCAUUUAGAAGCAGAAUCUUCUAUUGAAAACCGCGAAGAGCUGCUGUUUCAAUCUGCACUUCGUAUAGAGACAAAUCUGCAUCUACUCGGUGCAACUGGUAUUGAAGACCGUUUACAAGAUGGUGUCCCAGAAACCAUUGCAAACUUACGUAAAGCUGGGCUGCAAAUUUGGAUUCUCACUGGAGACAAGCAAGAAACAGCUAUUAAUAUAGCUUAUGCAUGCAAGCUACUAGAUCAUGAUGAGGAAAUCAUCACCUUGAAUGCUGAAUCACUGGAGACAAGUGCUGUUCUGCUGGACCACUGUCUGCAAUAUAUAGAGUCUAAAUUUUCAAACAACACAAUAGACAAGACUGCUGGAAACACGACAGUUGGGUUUUGCCCUCUCUCUCCACCUUCAUCUUCAGUGCAUUCCAGCUUGGGCCUGGUGAUUGAUGGAAAGACUCUGGCUUAUGCACUGGAUAAAACACUAGAAGACAAAUUUCUUUCACUAGCCAGGAGAUGUCGCUCGGUUCUGUGUUGUCGCUCUACCCCACUGCAAAAAAGCAUGGUAGUAAAACUAGUCCGAGAUAAACUCAAAGCAAUGACCUUGGCAAUAGGUGAUGGAGCUAAUGAUGUCAGCAUGAUCCAGGUGGCAGACGUGGGUGUGGGGAUCUCUGGUCCAGAGGGCAUGCAGGCAGUGAUGGCGAGUGACUUUGCAGUCCCAAGAUUUCGGCAUUUGGAAAAGCUCUUGCUUGUUCACGGGCACUGGUGUUAUUCCCGGCUUGCCAAUAUGGUGCUGUAUUUCUUCUACAAAAAUGCAAUGUUUGUGGCCCUUCUCUUCUGGUACCAGUUCUAUUGCGGGUUCUCUGGCUCUUCAAUGAUUGAUCAGUGGUACCUGAUCUUCUUUAAUGUAUUAUUCUCUUCUCUUCCACAACUGGUCACUGGUGUGCUGGAUAAGGAUAUACCAGCUGAAGUGCUAAUUGGUGUACCUCACCUCUACAAAAGUGGCCAGAAAAUGGAGGAGUACCAACCACACAUGUUUUGGAUGAACAUGAUUGAUGCACUCUAUCAAAGUCUCGUUUGUUUUUACAUCCCUUUUUUCACUUACUAUGACUCAGAGGUAGAUCUAUUCUCCUGGGGAACGCCCAUCACCACGAUAGCUCUUUUCACCAUUAUAUUACACUUGGCUAUUGAAACCAAAACUUGGACUUUGUUCCACUGGUCAUCUUGUAUCUUCAGUAUCCUUUUAUUUUUCAUUGUGGCUCUGGUUUAUAAUGUUUCUUGCCCAAUAUGUUAUCCUCCAUCCAAUCCCUACUGGACUAUGGAAAAAUUGAUGGGAGAGCCUGUGUUUUACUUGAUUUGUAUUAUAUCACCAGUUGUUGCAUUACUGCCCAGAUUUCUGUACAGAACCCUUCAGGGGACCGUCUUCCCAACCCAACUUCAGCUUGGACGCCAGUUGAAUAGAUUGCCUCCAGAGACUCGCAACCAGAUUCCGAACAGGUUGAAUAUCAAAAAGGAAACCAUUCCCCAGAAAUCCCCAUGUGCAGAACAUUCCCCACAGAAUCCUCAGUCAAAUGAUAGUGAUUGUUUUAAGGCCUGCAACCAAACCCCCUCUUCGCAAUCAUCUCAGUAUGGAAAUGACCCAGCUUUCCCAUCAAAUACAAAGGCAGAACACACAACAGGACUGAGUGUUACUGCUUCUCCUCCUGGAUCUCUGUUAUGUGAGGGGAAAAAACACUUCUCAGUGGCAAACAGUCAAGAACGAUCCCUGGGAUUUCACGAAAUUACUCACAACACUUCAGAGAUGGAGUCAAUGUCUGUAGAAGAAACGUUCCCAUGGAACACAACAGUCGACCAGUCAAGCUUUAGUUUAUUGAACUGGAUCACAUCAACUCCCCUGUUCCGUCGGUUUGGGAGAGUUUUACAGCUGUCACCACGUCGUUUACAAAAUGAAGUACAGGACAACAUGUGUGUGCUUGGCUCCAUAUCUUCUUUGCAUCAGGAUUUCAAAGGCUUAACAGGGAAGAACUCAAACGACUUCCAGGAACAACUUAAAGGGACCCCAACUAAUUUCUGUAAAAGUGAAACUCUUGAAACCACCUUCUUAUGACAUGGGCCUUGAGUACAUUUAUAUAUUUUCUAUUUGCACAGAUGUAUAGUGAAAUUACUCUAAUUGUUUCCAGAGAUGAAACAGGCAAUCAAAGGUACAAAAAAAUUAUUUAAAAAUGUUUAAGUGCUAUAUAUUGAAAUAAGAGCUUUAAAUAUAAAGAAGAAAAUACACUUGAAUUUUUUUCAUCUCAUUUUAUAAGAAAAUGCAGGUUGUUUCUUUUUCAGUUGCUUCUCUUUCAUUCUGGCAAGUAUUGCAAGCAAUGGACCUACCUACCUUGUCCAAAAAGUUUGGAUUUCAGGAGCAAUUAUAGACAUGAUUAUAGUUGGUUCAGCAAUCAUGGAGGGGAAAAAACAUAAUGAUAACACUACAUCCCAGCAGUUUGGAUAAUUUGUCAUCUGAUUUAAAAUAAAAAAUCUCUGUGAGGUCUGACAAUCAAGUUUUUAAGGGGAAAACUGCUGGGCAGAUCUUUGAAAAUAUCAUACCUCUUUGUAAAUAUUAACAGUAUCUCACCACCGUAUAAAUACACCAGCAUCUUAUAAAUGUCACCGUAAUUGAAUAUCUCCUCAGUAGCAUUUUAUUUCUCAUGAUAAAACAAUAAAGAAAUGACCAUCCAUAAUACAAAGUGGUUGCCCAGUCUGGCGUUAAUAAGAGUUCAGUGCUUCACUUGCAGUCAGUAAAAAUAGCUUGCAUUUGGCAGGUCGGGCCAUUCCUUUUAAAAAGAAAAACCGUUUUGCUUUGUAAAGAGAUGUUGGGGAGGGGAGUGAUUGUAUGUUGUAUGUGCGGUAUGAUAUAAGUCAGUGGGAAUUGAGAGCACUCUCAGCAUGCAGCAGUCUGCUCCAUUGAAAUGCCACAGAACUUGCUGAAGAAUGUAGGUCCAGUUAAAGAAUACAUGGAGAGCCCUUUGUUAUAGAUUACAGCCUCUUUCACUUCUAGUCCAGUGACUUGAAGCCCGAAUCAUUAGUGGCCAUCUUUACCUCGGGAGGCUGUUUUGGGUUUGCAUCCAUAAUCACAUAGCGUGUGCCAUCUCCACACAUAAACUAACACAGGAUAUGGGGAUUGGUCCUGCUUUGAGCAGAGGGUUGGACUAGAUGACCUCCUGAGGUCCCUUCCAACCCUGAUAUUCUAUGAUUCUAUGAUAUAGUUGUCACGUAUUGUCUUUGCAACUUGAGUUUUCAGAACAUCCUAUUUUUGUUUAGUAUUAGUUGUGUAAGCUCAAAACUUGCACACCUCAUUCUCUGUGUGUUGACAGGAAAUCCCCAGCCAUAUUGGCUCCCAUGGAGUCCCUCAACCUUAAGCCCCAAUAUUUGCCAUACACUGGUUUCUAAGCCUCUCUGGGUAUUUUUAAAAGGGUUUCCAUGUUGGUCUCUUCCCACAAACACAGACCGAAUUGGUCAUUUCAAAAUGUGAAACCUGAACAAAGGGAAGAAGUAAAAGCAAUAUAAAUAAAGGGUUAGUAUCAGGCUUUAUUUAUGUUGCCCUGAUAAAAUGUGACACACAAUCAUACAGCCAAACUACAUUUUGGGAUGAGAAUAUUUCUAUCCUCAUUAUGAAGUAGAUAUUGAAUGUGCUAAAUGAAUCCACAACACUCACAUAUUCUAGCUUUUCAUUAAACAUGAGAUUAACUUGGGGAAGGACUUGUGAUUCAAGCAGGGCUUUAUCAUUUUUUCCUCACCUCCAAAAAGAAUGUGUUAGGUCUAAAAUAGAGGAAAUCUCGCUUCUUUUUAAUAAAUUCUUACUGGCGGAAAGUGUUGUAAUGCGUCUAUAUUCUAUGUGGUUACCUUAGGAAUCAGGCAAUGGAUUUCUACACAUGCUUAGAUCACCAAAUGCAUCCCAUAGAAUCCUGUUGGAAGGAUUCAUUUGUCCAAUAGAUCUUGCAGACAUUUAACAUGGACUAUGCAGCAUGUGCCAGUCCAAAGAACUCUCCUAGGGGGAACUACAAUCUCUUUUUUUAAUGGCAAAGGAAGUAAUGGCUCACCUUUUUAAAGCAAUAUCAGUGUGAAAAUAUUGCCGUCUGGGAGAAACAUUUCCUCAAUUGUAAAACAGGAUGUCAGGGUGAAAUCCACUCCGCCCACAUAAAGCCAGAAUAGUCAGACACCAAGUGGGUGGAGUUUGGAGAGGCCGGGGCCAUGAAAUCCACUCCCUGGCCCAACAAUAUCUGUGGCCAGGGCAGGAGGUGGCUCUGUAUGGCCCUUGUGGCUGCGAUUGCAGCACUGCUCCAGAUGCCCCAAGGCAGGUAUGUAGGGUGUUGGGGCCACUGGAUCCAUGUAAAUACAGAGCGUGUGGCCCUUUCGCUUCUUUCCCUAUCAUUAUUACUGCAUUGUAACAGCACUGGAGCCCUGUUGUGCUAGGCACUGUAUAAACAGAUACUAGUGACCUGUACAUUGAUUUUCAAUAGCUAGAUAUAAGUACAGUAAUAUUAACAAAGAACUCUAUCAUCUUACUGCCUCGAUUUCAGAUGUUAUAUUUCUGGCAAAUAUUUACUAUGAGGCAAAACCUGGCAUAUAAAAUCUUGAAAUGGAAGCAAAAUUGUACCCCAGUAUUAUUACUUGGUUCAGCUGUAUUUAACUUGUAUUUAACUAUGUGCCAAGGUCAUAAUGCCUCUAUUUUUGAUGCAGAUGUAAAACCAAGACCCCGGUCACUGGUGACUAUUGAUAGUCCUCUGAUCCAGUGGUUCUCAAAGCUGGUCCG
Molecule: messenger RNA, 7358 nt
Organism: Terrapene triunguis (Three-toed box turtle)
Lineage: Eukaryota; Metazoa; Chordata; Testudines; Emydidae
Product: probable phospholipid-transporting ATPase VA
Exons: 21
Coding region: 105-4670 (1521 amino acids)
Biological process (GO): phospholipid translocation
Cellular component (GO): plasma membrane
Molecular function (GO): magnesium ion binding; ATP hydrolysis activity; ATP binding
Source: RefSeq, a predicted model, not a curated record